CUCUGGAUACAAGUGAUGCGAUCUCGGUUCUCGCUCUUGUUGGACACUGCGUACUUAGAGAGCCAAUCAGCGACGCGGAGGUGCCAAGGUACACCGUCAACAGGAAGCCAGUCCACACUCCAGCUCUCUCAGGCCCUAGGAGAAAAGAUGUCUUUUGCCUACUUGCUCCCGCUGCUGGCGAGCGCCAAGGUCCUGAGUCAGACCCAGGCUGGCUCACACUCGCUGCGGUAUUUCACCACCGCCAUGUCCCGGCCCGGCCUCGGGGAGCCCCGGUUCAUCUCCGUCGGCUACGUGGACGACACGGAGUUCGUGCGCUACGACAGCGACGCGGAGACUCCGAGAAUGGAGCCGCGCGCGCAGUGGAUGGAGCAGGAGGAGCCCGAGUAUUGGGAGCGGGAGACGCGGAUCGCCAGGGACACAGGGAGGAACUUCAGAGUGAACCUCAAGACCCUGCUCGGCUACUACAAUCGGAGUGAGGAUGAACCUCACACGCUGCAGUGGAUGUACGGCUGCGACCUGGGGCCUGACGGGCGCCUGCUCCGGGGCUACUGUCAGGAAGCCUACGACGGCCGGGAUUACAUCUCCCUGAACGAGGACCUGCGCUCCUGGACGGCGAAUGACGCAGCCGCCCAGAUCUCCAAGCGCAAGUCUGAGCAGGUCGAUGAGGCGCACCACCAGAGGGCGUACCUGCAAGGUCCCUGCGUGCACUGGCUCCAGAAAUACCUGAAAUUGGGAGCGGAGACGCUGCUGCGCUCAGACCCCCCAAAGGCACAUGUGGCCCAUCACCCCAGACCUGAAGGUGAUGUCACCCUGAGGUGCUGGGCCCUGGGCUUCUACCCUGCUGACAUCACCCUCACCUGGCAGCUGAAUGGGGAGGACCUGACCCAGGACAUGGAGCUUGUGGAGACCAGGCCUGGAGGGGAUGGAACCUUCCAGAAGUGGGCAGCUGUGGUGGUGCCUUCUGGGAUGGAGCAGGAUUACACAUGCCAAGUGGUGCAUGAGGGUCUGCCUGAGCCCCUCACCCUGAGAUGGGAGCCUCCUGAGUCCAAGGUCCCCAUCAUGGCAAUCAUUGCUGUUCUGGUUGUCCUUGGAGCUGUGACCAUCAUUGUGGCUGUGGUGGCUGUUGUGAGGAAGAGGAGGAGAAACAGAGGUGGAAAAGGAGGGGACUAUUCUCCUUUUAGAGGUAAGUGUAGGGGCAGGCUUGUCCCUGAGACCCUUGGGGUGGAGCUGGAGGUGGUGGGGAGCUCAGCCAGCCCAUAGUUCCACCCCCUGCCUGAGUGUGGCUUCUUAUGUCUUCUCCAACAGGCAGAGACAAUUCCCAGAGCUCUAGCUUGUUUCUGAAGGCUUGAAAAGGUGACCGCCUCAGUGCCUGGGAUCGGAGCUGAGGUAAAGGGGACAGGACUGGGUCCCAGGGCUUUUGGGGACUCAGA
Messenger RNA from Acomys russatus (golden spiny mouse), 1430 nucleotides. Its product is annotated as H-2 class I histocompatibility antigen, D-37 alpha chain-like. Gene Ontology annotation, molecular function: peptide antigen binding; signaling receptor binding. Gene Ontology annotation, biological process: antigen processing and presentation of endogenous peptide antigen via MHC class I via ER pathway, TAP-independent; positive regulation of T cell mediated cytotoxicity; immune response. Gene Ontology annotation, cellular component: external side of plasma membrane. The transcript has 6 exons. Lineage: Eukaryota; Metazoa; Chordata; Mammalia; Rodentia; Muridae. The record is from RefSeq and is a predicted model, not a curated record. Bases 16 to 1260 code for a protein of 414 amino acids.